Molecule: messenger RNA, 6184 nt
Organism: Ruditapes philippinarum (Manila clam)
Lineage: Eukaryota; Metazoa; Mollusca; Bivalvia; Venerida; Veneridae
Product: phosphatidylinositol 4-phosphate 5-kinase type-1 alpha-like
Exons: 21
Coding region: 199-2733 (844 amino acids)
Biological process (GO): phosphatidylinositol metabolic process
Molecular function (GO): phosphatidylinositol kinase activity
Source: RefSeq, a predicted model, not a curated record
CCCACACCGUUGAAUGUACGCAUGCGCACAUCGACCGAGACACCCAAAGAAUUUGGCAUAAAAUAUUUAGAUAUUUUAAUUAAAUUUACGAGUUUCUCUGAACCCUUAUUCAUAAAUACUUUAAGCCGAUCGAGAAAUCAAAUUAUGACCUGAGUGCCUGCAGAAAACUAUUACCGAUCGUGGGACCUAACGCACGAAAUGGCGACGGAAAAUGAGCUAGAAUUGACAGGUAUACGGCAGAUCAAGACCCAAAUUUCUGAGGGUGCUCAGUCUGAGACUGGAAGUUACCAUGGCAGUAAAACACCGGGUACAGGUGCUGUGCCGAAGGAAAGAGAAAGAAAGAUUGGGCACAGAAGGGUGGACGAGAAGACCGGAACUGUUACGUAUAAAAAGAAACCGACAAGUGAGUUGAUGGCGGCCAUACAGUUAGGUAUAGGACAAAGCGUGGGAGGUCUAUCAUCCAAACCAGAAAGGGAUCUGCUCAUGCAAGAUUUUGGUGUUGUUCAAAGUGUCUUCUUUCCAAGUGAAGGAAGUAACAUGACACCAGCUCACCAUUACAGUGAUUUUAGGUUCAAGACAUACGCCCCGAUGGCUUUUCGUUACUUUCGUGAACUUUUCAACAUUCGUCCCGAUGAUUUUAUGUUGUCCCUAUGCGAUGAUUCCUUGACAGAGUUAUCUAAUCCUGGUGCUGGAGGUAGUAUAUUCUAUAUUAGUGAGGAUGACGAGUUUAUAAUAAAGACAGCACAACACAAGGAGGCGAGCUUUCUGCAGAAAUUAUUACCAGGAUAUUAUAUGAAUUUGAACCAGAAUCAGAGAACACUUUUACCAAAGUUUUACGGGUUAUAUUGUUAUCAGUGUGGCGGUAAAAAUAUACGAUUUGUUGUAAUGAAUAACAUUUUACCAUCGGUUGUAAAAAUGCACGAGAAAUUUGACCUGAAGGGUAGCACACAUAAAAGGAAAGCAUCUAAAAGUGAACGAGCAAAAAGCUCGCCUACGCUUAAGGAUCUAGACUUUAAUGAAAUGCAUCCAGAGGGUCUGAUGCUAGAGAAGGACACCUAUGAAGCAUUAAUACGAACGAUACAGCGGGACUGUAGAGUUUUAGAAAGUUUUAAAAUUAUGGAUUACAGUUUACUAGUUGGAAUUCAUAAUCUAGAUGCUGCCAAAAAGGAAAAGAGGCCACAAGAUUCAGCACGAUCUAACGAAUCAACGGGAACCAGUAGCGCAUUGAGCAACUCACAGGGAACCAGUUACUCGGAGACUCCAGAUGGUAAAACGCGAGCUGGUCUUGCCCGCGGGAAGUCGAUGAGAACAAAGGUGACCCAGUAUUCUACUCCCAUGGAGUCAAUACAGGCCGAGGUUCCCGAAUCGUUAGAGGAAUUUGAUGACGACGACAUUCCACCCGGGGGUAUUCCUGCGAAGAACGCGAAGGGUGACAGACUUUUACUCUACCUCGGUAUUAUCGAUAUCCUUCAGUGUUACAGAUUUAGGAAGAAGUUUGAACAUACAUUCAAAUCCAUGAUUGCAGAUGGGGACACUAUAUCUGUGACCCGGCCUAGUUUUUACGCAGAAAGAUUUCAAAAGUUUUUCACAAACACCGUGUUCAAAAAGGCUCCAUCACUAGAGCAGCCCACUUUUAAAGCGACUCAGAGAUUUCGGAAGCUCGUUGGACUAGGUGGGCAUACCUGGAUGGGAAUAGGCGAGCAAAGAGAUUCUGGUGCACUGAAGCAUUCUCCGUCUAAACGAAAACCAGGUGAGAGAGGUCCAAGGUCAGCCAGUAUGAAUGAGGAUAGAGAACAUAUUCCAGGAACAAUGGGUGCUAGACCAGACUUGCUAAUGGGAAGUGCAACUCCGCCCCCACCAUUCUCGGAGGCUGCUAAGCCCCGGUCAACCACUGCCCCUUUACCAGUCAUACGAUCUUCUGAGGAGAUACAAAGAUCUGAUCGUUCCUAUUUCCAAACAAUUUCCCAGCAAGAAGAGACAAAUCUAUCAAGAGGUUCAAGCAGUACAAAAGUUCGCCAUUCACCACUUAGUGUGUCAGAAUCUACUCCAACUUACACAGAAUUUACAGAGGGCACCCCUAGUUACACGCCUUCCAGUCCGUCGUGUAGCAGUGAGGUGCUGGAUACGACGAUUCCAAAUCUACCCCAUGACAACAUGUCAGCUGAUAAUUCUCCGUCGAAGGCGAUGGCUGCAAGCAGUAGUACAGAGACGUCGUAUUAUAGUACAGUGUCGCAUUUAGAUACGAGAGAAACUGUACAGGAGUCGACGGUCGCGACUGUUUCGAAAUCUGAGGAACGUUUCAGCAAUAGUCAAACUGUUAGUAACACUAGCAAUCUACAUAAUAAUGGCAAUAUAAGUCGGAGUGACGUAACCCAAUCUAGAGGUACGGUGAUCGAAAUUGCACCGAACUCGCCCGAUUCCCAAAGCAAUAUUCCAAGUGAGCCUAGAGUUAGUGUAAUUUCAAAUAAAAGCGCGGACACUUCAUUUUCAUCACAAGCAAUGUCAACCGGUUAUUCAGAAUCUAUAAUUAGUUCCACGACCACCGAGCGUUCCAGUGAAUAUGGUCAAAGUGAUAGUACAAACUUCUCCUCAAACGUUUCCGGUGUUGAUAAAGAAAUUGUGCAGAAAAAAUAUAGUGUAACUACAGAUUCCAAUGUAUUGAAGGUUGAAACAUUAAAUUCCGAUGUUGGAGUGAAGGAGGGCAGUGGUUUUGAAGUGGAGGAAUCGAAGUAGAAAAAAGGGGGACCUUGACAUAUUUAUGAGCUGAGCAAUUCCAUUGGAUAAAGACAAUAACUAUUACAACUGUGUCUCAAUUUGAUUGGCCGGUAUUUAUAGAACUCUUGAAGCAGUCAACCAAUCAGUGAAGGAUUGAAUUACUGUUAUACAUGUGUAUUCUAUAUUUAGAUGAAAUAUGUUCUAAUUUUAGAUAAGGAUGUUCUAUUUUUAGAUCAGUAGAUCUGAUCUUUAGGUCAUGAAUGUUGAUGAUAUUUUACAUUUCGAUGUCUUUCUAUCAUUAAUUCAUAUUUAUACUCAAUUCAUUUUGCAUUAGAGGUGCAAAAUUUCUGUAAGAAUGAUUGACAAGAAAAUCCAUGCAUUUGUAAUGUGUUUUUUUUUUCUGUAACUACUUCAAUGUUAUUUAUUCAGCUUGAACAGUUAGUUACAUAUUGCUCUAUUAGGAGUGUGUGAUCAAGCAUGUGUAAUGAUUUUGAAGUAAAUACUGUGACAUACUGUGAUUAAUUCUUUUCAUAAGUUACUGAACAUUUAUUUUGUUCAAAGUCCUAUCUUCACAAUGUAUUAAUUUAUUCCAAGAAAAAGUUCUGUAAUAUGUCCAGCAAAAUUAAGGGGAGAGAACUCUUUCUGAAUAGGUAUCACUGAGACAGAUGAAGUUUUAGCCAGCUGGUGGCAGCUGAAUCAACACAUGCAAACUAGUGUAGACCAUGUAGACCAAGAUAAGCUGGUAUAGCAUAUCUGUGCCAUCUGAUCUUGAUUUUGAAACUGUCAACCAAUCAGUGAAGGACUGGAUUACUGUAUAUGUCUUUUUCUAUAUUUACAUGUAGAUGAAUAUGUUCUAAUUUUAGAUAAGGAUGUUCUUUUUUAGAUCAGUAGAUCUGGUCUUUAGGUCAUAAAUUGUGAUGAUACUAUGAAAAUUACCCAAAAAUGAUAUUAACGGUUUUAUCGAGGAUGAAAGAUGGACAAGUCCAUUUAAGAUUCUUAGCAUUGUCAGGGUAAAAAUGAAUUGACAUGUAAAUCACCAUACAAAACCUUUACUUUAAAUUCACUUCUGUUGUAUGACUAAAGUUGUUAUCAAUUACUUAUUUUUGAGGUCCAAAAGCACAAUAUUUUAAAAUUUUGAAACCUUAGAUAGACCAACUUUGGUACUAACAUGUUAAAGAAUGCAUUAAAUUGAUAUCUAGUGCAAUUCUUAACCUGAUUUGUGUUUAAAUGAUUAUUAUUAUUAUAGAGGGAAUGUUCAAAAAAUUGUUCAAAAAUUAUUUGGAAUAGACCUACAUCAAAUUGCUAAUUAAAAUCAUGAAAGAAAACUUCCAGUUUGGUCAUGUCAAAAACUUCAGUUGACUUCCUGUUAUCGCCACCCUGCUAUUAUGGUUCAGGCUGCAUUUUUCGCCCACCUGUAAUUUUGGAUUCUUGAGUUCAAGACAAAUUGCGAUGUACUCCAACCCUUAUUCUGCAAUAAGUUCUUAAUUUGAGUCAUUAUACUAAACCAAUUAACACUUUAAAGAUUUUAUUUUGAUUUUUAUGUAAGGCACUUUCCUCACUGAUUGGUUAUUUUUAUUGAUAAAAAAAAUAUUUUUAAAGCCCAGUGAUUGGCUGAUGCCUAUACCAACUUAUGUAACAGCCAAUAUCAUUGGAUGCUAUUUAUAGUUACUAAUAUACAUGAAAAACUAUUUUUAGCAUCUAAUAGGAUUGACCUUUAAAUAACUACAUUCAAGCAAUAUCUAAUUAUGUUUGGGGAUCUUCAAUGUGUUAAACAUUGUUCAGUAGCCAGUUGUGUCAAAGUAUUACCUUUUUAAAUAAGGUUUCUGGGAACAGAAAGAUUUUAUGGAUUACUUCUUUCGGCUGGAAGUAAUGGUUUAAAAGAGGAAAUAGCAGAAAAAAGCAUUAAUAAACGUUUUCAUAUCAUACAUAGAAUAGUUUCUGUUGAUCAUUGCAUAUAUCAUACAUAAAAACCAGUGAUUUGCAUAUUAUUGUAACAUGCAUAUAUUACCAUAAAUUUACAUAUAAUUACCAUCGUAAUUUACAUAGAUUAGCAUAAAUUUCUUUUUCUUACCCGUGUUGCAAUAGCAUACAUGCCAUUGGUCAUUAUCAACAUCAAGUCAUUAAAUAACCAAUCAAAAGACAGGAUUUAUAAGAGUAUUGUGUAACAGUACGUAAUAAACAAAGAUUCAAUUUUUUUCUCUCCACUGAUUUUUUUCAUAUCAAUUUUGAACGGUGAUGCAUGCAUGAUUUUUGAAAAAAGAGAAUUUCAAUUUUAUUUAUGGAUGUAAUUUUGCUUUUUACAGGUCAAGAUGAUUCUUUUACCAACUGCUAGGAUAAUUUAAUGAUCAAUUUUGCCCUGAAAAAUCAAAUAAAACUAUUGUUUCAGUUAAUAAGAUAAGUUUAAAAAUCGCUAAUUUUGACGUUAUUAAGGAAUGCACACAUGUAUAUGCUUCUUAACGCUUAUCUUUAUGAUUGAUUUGGCAGGGUUCUUGUCUCAUUAGGAAUAUUGUUUUUUUUGUUUUUUGUAGGGGGGGGGGGGUGUUCACGUGCUUUCAACAUGUAAAAAAUUAUGUAAUUAAUGAGUUUACAAAAUCCGUUCCAGCUGGCAUAACUUCUCCAUACAGGUUGAAAUUCUGUUAGCACAGGCAUAUUAUUCUAACCAUGAUUGUUUUAUUUUUGCUUUACUAUCCCCAGUUUCUUCCAGAUUGUUCAGAUAUUCAACAGUAAACUAGAAUAAACAGUUCUGUUUAUUUUAUUGUACAUAGAAGAAAUUGAAAUUUUCAUAAAAUAAAAAACUACUUGUUCAGUUUUUUUAGCAAAAGAUUUUUUACUUUCCUUGUUUUUCUUAAAUCUAGUCUUAUACCGAUAUCAACGCUUGACCUGAUGAAGUUAAGUAUUAAAUUUACUUAAAGCGACCUUCAGCUUUUCUAAAGGUUAAAUAUUUUAUUUGUCAAAGCAAACGAAUUAAAGUGGAAAAUGAAAUGUGCCGUCGGUAAAAUACAUAGACAAUUAAAAAAAAAUUUUGACACCUUUAGUCUAUGAGUCCGGUCUCUAUUUAAAUUAGUAAAGCAGAUGAUUCGUUUCAAUGAUCUUCUAUUUUUAGAAAUGAUCCUCACAAGCGUUAUAGAUUGCUCUCGAGGGACGUUGUUUUGAAGAUAUGAUGCACUUUUCCAAGAUAAAAUUAUUAAACUAUUUAAGUUUGAAACAACACUGAAUUGUUUUUCGAAAUUGAAAUAAAAACUGAAGGCCACUUUAAUUGUGAAAUUUGAACAGUUCAUUCAACGUGAAAGGGGUUUUAAGUGAAUUGGUCUAUAAUAGAAGGUCUUGAAAACAAUUAAUAAUUAUAAGGAGAAGAAAGAAAUAUCAAUCAGAUUUAAAUCGAAAAUCUGAAUAAUUCGAUCAUUGAUUUGAGAGAAAAGCAUUGCAACAUUUUCAUUUUUGGACUAUUUUUUACAAUAAAAAUUAUUCU